AGGGUGGUGGACGCAAGCUCAAUGAAAACAAGAUGCUGACUGCUAAGAAAGCCAGGUUUGACCCUUACAGCAAGACGGGCUUUGCUACCUGCAGGAUCUGCAAGAGCUCUGUUCAUCAGUCUGGAUCACACUACUGUCAGGGCUGUGCAUACAAGAAAGGAAUCUGUGCAAUGUGUGGAAAAAAAGUUUUGGACACAAAGAACUACAAACAGACAUCUGUGUGACAGCCUGUCGAUCAGAGAACAGCUGCAAGGAUGAGACUGAUGGUGCAUGUUUGUCCUAGGUCACAUUUUCAGGACAGUGUCCUGUCAUAGACACCUAUGACUCUUUACUGUUAUUCUUCCCACCUUCGUGAAAGAGAGAGAUUUGGAGGUGGCUUUGCCCUCUUAUUAUAUAAAGCCACUGGAACUAUUAAAGUGGCCAUACCACCAGUUAUCACCUGCCCCUCAAGUUGAGGCUUCUAGAUUUUUCUGUAUAUUUUAAAUUCAAUACUUAGACUUGGAUUCUUUGCUUUUUAAAAACAGAUUUCUGUAUGUAAUAUAUGAAGUGUUGCAUUUUUGAGUGAAUUAAAGCAUUCAGUAGGAGUACAUUU
This is a messenger RNA of Micropterus salmoides (largemouth bass), 592 nucleotides long. RefSeq names its product cysteine-rich PDZ-binding protein-like. NCBI's taxonomy places the organism in Eukaryota, Metazoa, Chordata, Actinopteri, Centrarchiformes, Centrarchidae. The transcript is spliced from 3 exons. Gene Ontology annotation, cellular component: dendrite. Gene Ontology annotation, biological process: cytoplasmic microtubule organization. The record is from RefSeq and is a predicted model, not a curated record. Gene Ontology annotation, molecular function: microtubule binding; PDZ domain binding. The annotation marks the transcript as partial.